UUCCCUAAAGCCACCACCGUCUUCCUCCCGUCCGUUUCUCGCAUCGGGAGGCGACAAGAGAAUGGCACCGCACUCCCCCGCCGUGAAGCUCCAGUCCCGCGCCGCGCCGGCGCCGUCGUCGGCGAUGGGCGCGCACCGGUGGUCCCGCCCCAUCGCCAAGGGCCCGCCGCGCAAGAUCAGGAUCGUGCACGUCCUGGCGCCGGAGGUGAUCAAGACGGACGCGCGGCACUUCCGCGAGCUCGUGCAGCGCCUCACCGGGAAGCCGAAAGGCGGCGGGGUCGGCGGAGGGGCGUCCUCGUCGUCCUCGUCGCGGUCGCCCGAGAGCGCCGCGGCGGAGUCGUCGUCCCAGCAGCAGGCGGCGGCAGGCGGCUCGUCGUCCGUCGCGGUCGCGGUCGCCCCCGAGGCGGCGGCGGGGGGGACCGUCAAGGCGGAGGUGAAGGAGGAGGACGCCGCGUCGCCGGAGGGCGGGUUCGGGGAGGCGGGGGGCACGGCGACGAACGACGCCUUCUUCCAGGACCUCGACGAGUUCCUCCUCGGCGGAUGGCUUUAGUCUCUGAUCGGUCAGCGGCGCGCCCCCCGUUAGAGCCAAGUCCGAGAACUUUUGCCCCCCGCUGUUGAUGCAUAGGAUGGUGACGGUUAACAGAGAUCCCCCAUUUCGGCCUGGAAUUUUAAGUUAUAGAAUUGGGUUUCCUGCGUCUGUUACUUCUCCAGUUUGUUGAUAUUUCAGUUGUGUUAUUCAAAUUUGAACCCGCACUUGGAAUGGAAAUGGCAGAUUAGUUUGGUUGUUU
Molecule: messenger RNA, 788 nt
Organism: Triticum urartu
Lineage: Eukaryota; Viridiplantae; Streptophyta; Magnoliopsida; Poales; Poaceae
Cellular component (GO): nucleus
Source: RefSeq, a predicted model, not a curated record